Molecule: messenger RNA, 1107 nt
Organism: Hansenula ciferrii
Lineage: Eukaryota; Fungi; Ascomycota; Saccharomycetes; Phaffomycetales; Wickerhamomycetaceae
Gene: MNN9
Product: mannosyltransferase complex subunit MNN9
Exons: 1
Coding region: 1-1107 (368 amino acids)
Biological process (GO): protein N-linked glycosylation; cell wall mannoprotein biosynthetic process
Cellular component (GO): mannan polymerase complex
Molecular function (GO): alpha-1,6-mannosyltransferase activity
Source: RefSeq, a predicted model, not a curated record
AUGAAAGCUGCUUCUUUGAAUAGAAACAAUUUUAUCCGUCAAAUACGAAGAAGACCUUUGACUUUAUUGGGUCCUUUAUUUUUAAUUGUUUUAACUUAUUGGUUUUUCUUUACAUCAUCAAAACCAACAUCUAAAUAUAGUUAUAAAACUAAAAAAAAUGGAUUUUUUAGUAGACAACAUGAUGUUAUUCCAAGAAAUUUACCAGGUGAUCAUAUUGCUCAUUAUGAUUUAAAUAAAUUAGCUUCAACUCCAAUGGCUGUUUAUAAUAAAGAAAAAGUUUUAAUUUUAUCACCAAUGUCUAAAUUUUAUAAUGAAUAUUGGUCAAAUUUAUUAAGAUUAACUUAUCCAAGAGAAUUAUUAGAAUUAGGUUUUAUUGUACCAAGAAAUAAAGAUGGUGAUUUAGCUUUGAAAAAAUUAGAAAAAGCUAUAAAACAAAUUCAAACUGGUAAAAAAGAAAAUCGUUUUUCUAAAAUUACAAUUUUAAGACAAGAUACUGAAUCUUUAGAUAAUCAACAAGAAAAACAUAGACAUGCUUUAAAAGUUCAAAAAGAAAGAAGAGCUGCAAUGGCAUCUGCAAGAAAUUCUCUUGUUUUCAGUGCUUUAGGUCCAUAUACAAGUUGGGUAUUAUGGUUAGAUGCUGAUAUCAUUGAAUCACCACCAACUUUAAUUCAAGAUCUUGUAUCUCAUGAUAAACCAAUCAUAAGUGCAAAUUGUUAUCAACGUUAUUUCGAUGAAGAGAAAAAACAAGAUUCUAUAAGACCUUAUGAUUUUAAUAAUUGGGUUGAAAGUGAAGAAGGUUUAAAAAUUGCUGAAAAUAUGGCUGAUGAUGAAAUUAUUGUGGAAGGUUAUGCAGAAAUUGCCACUUAUAGACCUUUAAUGGCUCAUUUCUAUGAUGCUAAUGGUGAUAAGAACACUGAAAUGGAAUUAGAUGGUGUUGGAGGUGCUGCUGUUCUAGUUAAAGCUGAUGUUCAUAGAGAUGGUGCCAUGUUCCCACCUUUCCCAUUCUAUCAUUUGAUUGAAACUGAAGGUUUCGCUAAGAUGGCAAAGAGAUUAGGUUAUCAAGUCUUUGGUCUUCCAAACUACUUGGUUUACCAUUACAAUGAAUAA